This is a messenger RNA of Staurois parvus, 237 nucleotides long. Lineage: Eukaryota; Metazoa; Chordata; Amphibia; Anura; Ranidae. The record is from the annotation of a GenBank genome assembly.
AUGUCUGGACCGGGGAAACAAGGAGGAAAGAGACAUGGGCUUUGUCCAAGCCCCAAUAAUCCAAAGCUGAUCUGCAGUUCUUUGUUGGCUGUGUUCUCCAUCUGCUCAGGAAGGGUAAAUAUACAGAGUCGGGCUGGAGCUCCAAUCUGUCUGCCCGCCGUCCUUGAGUAUCUAAUGGCUGAAAUCUUCAACCUGGCCACCAAUGCCACCUUUGACAAAAAAAACAGCAUCCCUUAA